AUGUGCACGAAACUGAACCGCGUGCAGCGAACCAAGACGAAGCCUGAGAACGACGCGGAGCUGUGCGAGAGUUUUCUCAAAGGCCACUGCGAUUCUGGCAACGGGUGCCAGUACGUUCACGUGCCAAAGCAGUACCUGUGGCGCCUGCUGAGCCCCCAUGUAGACCCCAAGACGCUCUUCUACUACCCUGGCUUCAACAUACGCUGCUACACCCCUGACAUGAACGUGUACUACGACAUCCCUAGCGAGUUUAUCUACCAAACGAAAGGAAGUGACCGCUACGUGGAGCUCUUCAACGACAACGGCGACAACUUCAAGGACAAGUGCCGUCUGUGCCCAAGCCUGCAGUCCCACGGCAUGUGCGACAACAACGAACAAUGCGAUGACAUCCAUUGUGCUGUGGCAGACCUCGAUCAGUUUCCGCACAUUGCCACCCACCGCGCCACCAGGGAGGCUGUUGCCCGCUAUGAGCACAUGCCACCGGAGCUCAUUGUGCGCGUCUACCAACCUAACACACCAGGCGACGGCAUGGACUUCAACGGCGACGACGUUCUUCGAACAGCAGGCGCCACACAGUACGAGGACGCUUACGAGCAGACCGGCGGCAUUCCGGCGCUGAAGAUGCAGCAUUGUGCCCACUUCCAAACAAAGAAGCUGUGCCGCAUGGGCGACGGCUGCCGCUUCCUGCAUGUCGUCUCCGUUGCGUUAGCCAGCCCCGCGCCGGAUGAGGAGGCGUCGAUGCGCUCGUCGCCGGCCCCAGCAACGACAACGGCGUGUGCCACCAGCGCACCUAGCGCGGCCACCCCCACCCCCACCGCGGCGAAGACGCCCACAGCAACGGCGAUGAUAGUGACCAUGACUGCAGGUCGCCAGCUGCGCGAGGAGGACGUUGUGAUGAACGCAGCGGCUGAGAUGGCGGCGAUCGCGAUGGCCGCCGAAGAGCCGCGAUACACUGGCUCUCACGUGGACAGCACCGUACCACACGAUUCGAGGAACGGACACCCCCACAAGUACGGCACUCAGGCGGUGGUGCCGCAACAGCUGCAACCACAUCAGCAGCCGCAGCUGUAUCCGCCGCCGCAGCAACCGAACUCCAUCUAUCCCUACGGGCCAGUGUCGAUGGGAUCCAUGAAAGAGCGCGUCUCACCGGUGCAAUACCGCUCCAGCGGACGUCUAUCGCCUAUUAAGGUAGUCGUGACGCCGGGCCAAAUGGAGGGGGCGCCAGCGCAGCGCCUUUCGCCGAUAUCUCUGCCGAGUGGUGGCUCAUCUGGGACACCCACACAGCAGCCCCAUAGUCGCACCUCGCCGCUGCGCCGCAACAACCCUUACUCACUCUCGCCCUCCUCCACGAGCCUUAACUGA
Leishmania mexicana MHOM/GT/2001/U1103 is the source of this 1362-nucleotide messenger RNA. RefSeq lists its product as hypothetical. NCBI's taxonomy places the organism in Eukaryota, Euglenozoa, Kinetoplastea, Trypanosomatida, Trypanosomatidae. The record is from RefSeq and is a predicted model, not a curated record. The transcript has a single exon. Gene Ontology annotation, molecular function: metal ion binding. Bases 1 to 1362 code for a protein of 453 amino acids.